UCAAAGUUAGACAAAAAUGCUCCUUCUUGUUCUCUGGAGGGAAUUUUGCCAUUCUCAAAAAGUACACAGUAAAAGCAGUUCAUAGUAUUUGUGCAACAAGUUUAUGAAGCAAUAAGUCCUAACAUUAUUCUCAUAAAUUACCCUGUUCCUCAAUCGCAAAUAAUAGAAAUGAACCACAUGCCAUCCUUUACUUUGAAAUCCAGCUUCCCAGAGUUGUUUUAUUGCAUUACCGUAAACCUGUAACUAAUCGCGCACUCGAAAUACAGGGGCGGCUGGUUUGACCACACAAAAGUGAAAGACGGCUGGCUUGACCGCAGUGACUGGGGUGUAGGACUCAAAGGACUCGGGUUAAUGGAGAGGGGAGACUCGUCACUCCCAGGAGUAGGAUCCGGGUUAAUGCUGCUGCUUAACACACAACUGACGAUGUUCAUAUGCAGGUCUCAUGAUAUAGUACCAGGAAGCGUUAACUAUGUUAGCAUGUUUGCUAUUAAUGUGGCCAUCCAGCUAUCAUCAAGAUAAUAUGUAUACGAUAUAUUAUGACUAGUGGCAGUUGAGUUUCAGUCUACAGACGGUGUUCUCUGUUGUUGAUAACUUACAGGAAGUUUUUCAUGGUGAGGCGAAAUAUCGAUCCCUCCACAAAACGACCCUCCACUCCGGUCCCAUCGGGCUGACUGUCGUUUAACAAGUUCGCUAUGCUGUUGGCAGUCUGAGAGCCAAGUCUUUGUCGCGGUUUUUUGCUGGACGCCGCCAUGAAACCAGGAUAUGGAAAUCACAAGAAAGAGGCGUCUGUUGGCCGCCAGCGUCUGUCCCGUCAGUCCACAGCAGACGGCAGCGGGGACGAGGCCCUCCAGCCCCGCAGACUGAACGGCUCCCCAGUGUUGGUGCCGAGCUACCAGAACCUGCACCGGGAGCUGAUGCUCAGCCAUAAACGGGGCCUGUUUCCUGAGGAGAGACCAGAGCUGAAGCGAGUGCUGGAGCAGCGCAGACUGGAGCUGCACAAGGAGGAGGAGCUGGCCAAACAGCGGCCCUCGGAUCUGGAGACAGAGCUCCGCAAGAGGCAGCAGAAGAUGCAAGACUAUGAGCAGGAGGAGAUCAGGCAGCGGGAGAACCAGCAGAAGAUCCCGGAGUUUGUCCGUGUUAAGGACAACCUGAGGCGGACACAGACGUGAGGCCCCGAGCCUCCCAUCAGCCCCUGAAGUAUUUCACCAUAGUGGCCCAAUUCACAUUGUCAAACAAAAUUCAACAAACAAAAGCAUCACAGGCAUCAUGUCAUUACACAUUUCUUAGAGAAUUCAAUUUAAACAUAUUAUAAUUAAUAUAAGGAUCAUGCAGAAAACAUGUUUAUUUCCAGAAAGCAAAGCCAUGUCAAGAAAAAGACAGCUUGCAGCAUUUUAACUCUAUUUUUGUCAGGGGUCUUUGUGCGACCCGUUUAACUUCGUUACAGUUCAAUUUCGGAUGAGGGAGUGAAAGUACUUAUUUUGUAUUUAUAAUUAUGUGGAUCAACAAUUGUUGAGGACCAGAAGAUGGAUAUUUGUUAUGUUUUUUUAUGGUGAUUUACCUAUUAUAUUGUUCAACUUCUCAUACUUCCUCUUGGAUUAACGUUUGUUUAGAGUACGGAUCACAUCCUUUUAAUUCCAUUUACUUUUUGUAAGGUCACUACACAAUUGUUAACAGAGACAGUUCUCAGCAGAACCGUUUUCUAUUAAUAGAAAUCCCCUACAAUGUGCAUGUUUGUGUAUCUGUUCCUGUCAUGACUUCUGGAUUUUAGUGUGUCCAUGUGCUGUGGAAAUAAAAUACU
Molecule: messenger RNA, 1798 nt
Organism: Notothenia coriiceps (black rockcod)
Lineage: Eukaryota; Metazoa; Chordata; Actinopteri; Perciformes; Nototheniidae
Product: protein FAM107B
Exons: 6
Coding region: 750-1169 (139 amino acids)
Source: RefSeq, a predicted model, not a curated record